Messenger RNA from Plasmodium fragile, 2010 nucleotides. RefSeq lists its product as uncharacterized. The transcript has 2 exons. The record is from RefSeq and is a predicted model, not a curated record. The coding region runs from base 1 to 2010 and encodes 669 amino acids. Lineage: Eukaryota; Apicomplexa; Aconoidasida; Haemosporida; Plasmodiidae.
AUGUAUAUGCAGAAUUCCUCGUCGAAUAAUCUCUUUGGAUCAUUUAACAAUCAAGGGAACAAUGCAAAUAAGGGGAUCUUUGGAAAUGCAAAUGUCCAAUCCAACCUAUCGAACACGGAUCACUCGUCCAUUUUUGGAGUUUCGAAAACCCCUCAAUCGAACAAUGCGCUGAUGAAUAAGAAUAUGUUUAAUAUGAACACGAGCUCCAGUGGCUUAAGUGGAAAUAAAGGGAUGUACGACAAUAUGAAUAGUCAGUCCACCUUAGGUAACAAAAAUAUAUUUGGGGGGUCAAGUGUAGGAAAUAGUGCCAAUCAAGGAAAUAUGGGAGGAAAUAAUUUAUUUAUGAAUUCAAGUAAUCAGAAUAGCUUAGGCAUGAAGAAUAUUUUUGGGGGCACAACCAGUUUAAAUGCUCCAGGAACGAACUUAUCCAAUAAAGGGAUUUUUGGAGGCAUGCAACAGAAUAAUCAAAGCUCUGCUCAAUCGUCAAGUAACCUUUUUGGCAAUUUAUCGUCUAAUCAAACUAGCUCCGGAAAUAUGUUUGGAAAUUUGUCCUCGGCUAAUCAAAGUAAAGGAAAUAGUUUAUUUGGCACAUCGCCUCAGUCUAAUCAAACACCAGGAAGUAACAUGUUUGGAAAUGCAUCCUCCAUGGGACAAAAUAAGGGUGGUGGGUUGUUUGGAGCGUUGCAAUCAUCUAAUCAGACUAGUAGCGGUAGCAGCAUGUUUGGAAGUGCUACUGGUGGGAUGAGUCAAAAUAAGGGAAGCAGCACGCUCUUCGGAGGGAUGUCCGGCAGCACGCCGACGAACGCUGCCUCUGGAAAUCUCUUUGGAAAUGCAUCUUCCAUGAACCAAAACAAGCCAACUGGUGGAGUUUUUGGAGCGUUGCAAUCGCCCAGCCAAAGCACAACAGGUAGCAGCAACAUGUUUGGUAGCUUGGGAGCCAGUCAAGCAAAGCCAGCCACGGGUGGUAACCUGUUUGGAGGAAUGCCCUCAACACCCGGGACGAGUGCAACUACUGGGACGGGUAGUAACCUCUUCGGGAGCACAAUGCAGGGUAGCCAAAAUAAAACCGGCAGUAACAUUUUUGGCGCAUUAUCAGGAGGCACACAAGCUGCAAGUAGCAGUAGCCUUUUCGGCGCAACAACUGCGCCAAGUACCAGUAUGGGAGGUAAUAAUGUGUUUUCAUCUUCCAUGACAACGCCAACGAGCCAAAAUAAAUUUAAUAAUAUAUUUGGACAGGUUGCAACAGCUGGUCAAAGUGCAUCUGUCAAUACUGCUGCCACUGGAGUUUCCUCCACUCCAGGAUUAGGAGGCGCAACGCAGAGUGGUAGCACGAGUAAUAUGUUUGGAAAUGUAUCAACAGGUACGAAUUUGGGUGGAGUGGGUGACAGCAAGAAUAUAUUUGGAACAUCAUCUGGUUUUUCUUUGGGCGCGGGGACUACCGGUGCAAGUGCCACCGCCGGAGUUGGAGGCGUGGGUACCGGGUUAAGCACAGGAGGAGUUGGAUUAGGUAUGGGAUCCAAUUUAGGAACGACCAUGGGUACAAGUGUGGGCACCAGCAUGGGUUCAAACUUGGGUUCCAAUUUGACAUCAAAUGUGAACGCGAAUUUAAACUUGGGCGCAGGUUCCGGCACCGGUGCUAGUGCCAGCGGAUCGAGCAUAUUUGGAGGUUUAGGCGGAUUAAACUCCAAUUUGGGUGGCAGCACAAUGAUAGGUAGUAGCGGUUUGGGUCAGAAAAUAGGCACAAAUGAAGCAGGUGCAGCAUCAACCAAUAUAUUCACAGGAAAUAAAAGUAUGGGGGAUACGAACAGUACGUUGCUGAGCACGCAGAAUAAUGUGCUGCUAGGCGACAAGGGAAAGGUAAACAAUUUCAUGACACAAGAAUUUAAAAGUGAUCAAAAGGAUGAAUUAGCUGGUGGCAAAGACAACUUGGACAAGUCGGUAGAAGAGUUAACGAUUAUAAAAAAGCAGGAAGGCAUUUUCGAUCAGGCAUAUGAAGAGGAUGAGGGAUAA